This is a messenger RNA of Letharia lupina, 1269 nucleotides long. RefSeq lists its product as uncharacterized. NCBI's taxonomy places the organism in Eukaryota, Fungi, Ascomycota, Lecanoromycetes, Lecanorales, Parmeliaceae. The transcript has 2 exons. The record is from RefSeq and is a predicted model, not a curated record. The coding region runs from base 1 to 1269 and encodes 422 amino acids.
AUGGCCCCCACAAUCGACGAAAAGGCUACUGGCUUCUUCGUCACUAAUUAUAUCAUCAACAUGGAUAGGCGUCCAGGCAAUUCUGCAGGCUACAGAAUGGACGAUAAUCUUUCGAAUUGCAUGAAAGCUGUGGGACUCGCUGCGUUGGCAAGCGCCGCUCAUGCUCCUGAACUCGUACAAGAGGCACAUAAGCGGUACCUGUCUGCCAUUAAACUUACCAAUGCCGCUUUGGGAUCUCCUGUUGAUGUCAAGAAAGAUAGUACCCUACUAGCCAUCAUGUUGCUAAGCGUUUUCGAAACCGUGACCAGUGGUCGCCAACGCUCACUGAGCGCUUGGACAAAUCAUAUCAAUGGCGCCGCCGCCGUCAUCAAAGUACGAGGACCGGAGCAACUGGCUAGCAUAGGAGGAGUUCGUAUGUUCAUGCAAGUGACGGCCAGUCUCACGGUCAGCUGCCUGGAAGUAGGAAUGGCAUUGCCAGAACAUAUCCUGGCGUUGAAUGCCCAAAUUACCAGGCAUGCUGAUCUUAGCGACCCAGCAUGGCGCUAUUACGAGACCAUGAUGAUGCUCACUAAUUUCCGAGGGCAUGUGAGGUGUGGACUCAUCUCUAACCCACAAGAGAUACUCGCAAGGGCGCUCGAAAUCGAUAAGGCUGCUCUUGCGAUCUGUGCCAAUGCUUCAUGUGUCUAUGAGUAUGAGACAGUUUAUACGAAUGCUGAUCCUGGUGUCAUCUUCGCCGGUUACUACCAUAUGUAUCAUGAUUACAUGUCGGCUUCGGUAUGGAAUGGAAUGCGGGCCAUCAGAUUGAUGUUGCAAGAAAUCAUACGAGACACACUCUUGAAGCUUCAUUCCUCUAGGCCACCAUUUUCCACCAACGAGCAGUAUAGAGCACAAUAUCAGGCAUCGACGAAUACCUUGUACCAAGUGCAAUCCAACAUCAUCGCCAGUGUGCCUCAGCAUUUGGGCUAUUCGCCCACGAAGUCAACAUCUGGCGGGGUCUCAGGCCACAGUUUCCCCUGGUCACCUUUCAAUAGUCGCGUAGCCACUCCCCUCCAUUCGUUGAAGUCAAACUCAGCUGACCCUCCGAUGAUCCGUUCUCUCGGGGGUUACGGCCUGCCAUGGGCAAUCUAUCUCGCGGGCUCCGUCGACAUCGCCACCGAGCCUGUCCAAAAGUGGGCUAUUGGGACUCUCCAGAGGAUUGGUCGAUCGAUGGGGAUACAGCAAGCUAUUGUUCUUGCAGAUAAAUUGAAUAAGAAGAAUACUGGAGUAUGA